Molecule: messenger RNA, 632 nt
Organism: Xiphias gladius (swordfish)
Lineage: Eukaryota; Metazoa; Chordata; Actinopteri; Istiophoriformes; Xiphiidae
Gene: gchfr
Product: GTP cyclohydrolase I feedback regulator
Biological process (GO): negative regulation of biosynthetic process
Cellular component (GO): cytoplasm; nucleus
Molecular function (GO): GTP cyclohydrolase binding
Source: RefSeq, a predicted model, not a curated record
AGACCGGGGGGGGAUGCGAUUGGUCCGUCACGGUUGGCGUUUCCGCAUUCCGCAAAGGGCUGUCGGCGGAGGCGCAAGUCGGAGAGGGGACUGUCGCGUCUGUGAGGGAACCUCCUCAGUCAUUCCCAGGGGGGAGAACGGUACGACGACAAGGGACGGGAUGCCGUACAUGCUCGUCAGCACGCAGAUCCGACUGGAGAAUGGUCCAACAAAUGUGGGGGAUGAAUACUCUGAUCCAGCUGUCAUGAAUUACUUGGGAGCAAGGAAAACAACGAUGCUGGGAAACAAUUUUUCCGAAUACCAUGUGGACGACCCACCACGCCUGGUGUUGGACAAGCUGGAGAAGAUCGGCUUCCGCGUGCUGACGAUGACGGGGGUGGGACAGACGCUGGUGUGGUGCCUCCACAAGGAGACGGAGUGAUCAAUCAUAGAGCAAGUGGUGACCGAAUCCAAAUACCUCUACAGGCAUUUGAAAUGCUGACGGCUACAUAUUCAGCCCUUUGUUAAGUAAAAAUAAAGUUCUAAAAUUGAGAUUAUCCCAGACGUUGACUAGACCUUGAAUAGGUUAUGAUUACAUUAUGUAAUGAUAUGGAUUGCUUGUGUACUUCUUAAUAAAUGAAAACAAUUUGCAA